ACGCACCUACCCCGCGUCGCAUCCAUCCUUUCCGCCUUGCCUCUUCCGGACGGCCCAGUUCUUCCCUCAGCUAUAUAUGUCCUGAGAAGCAAAUGCCAUGUUAACCAGUCACCUUUAAAACGGAGAAGAGCAGAGAUAAAUCAUUUGUUGGACUGUAGGUUGAGCGCGCCUGGUCACCGGGAGCUGAUACUACUUCGGGGGGGUUCGUUGAUCCUUGUUGGUAUUCAAAAAUUUCAUCAUUUUGCGGUAUUUGUUUUUUCCAAAUUGAUUUUGUCUAAGUUGGGUGGUCAGUUUUUUUGUGGAAAAUCUGGAGGAAAUUUCAAGUGGGUGUGACCAAAUUUUGGGUUUGAGAGUUGGGGGUCGAGAAAUCGUAACAGAUUCUUAAGUGGGUGCUCUAAACUUUUGGUUUCCUGAGUCGGAUUUUCCAUUAGAGGAAGCGAUUCUCGAUUUUGGUUGGGUUUCGCAUAGUUGGUAUUUCUAGGUUCCAUGGAGAAUUGUGGUGCACUGAGCCUGCAAUCAUGCGGGUGGCUUGGUCUGGAGAAGGGAAGGGCGAAGGCUCCUGAGUUGCUCUUCUCGGAUUGUUGGGAGAAGAGGAACGUGCGGGUUUCCAAAUCACAGGAUCUUCGGAUGAAGUUGGUCCCCUGCAAAUCGAGGGCUGCUGCACCCAUCAUCAAGAACUCUUGUUCCUCCAAGGAUUCGGCAGUGCCUUUUGAGUUGAAAGCAAAGAACCUGCGAUCCACUGAUGAGGAAGCAUUGAUUUUGAAGGAGAAGGCUCGAGAGGUUGCCCCUUAUCUGAAUGGGGCCUGCAUAUAUCUUGUAGGAAUGAUGGGAUCUGGUAAGACCACUGUAGGGAAAAUCUUGUCUGAAUCACUGGGUUAUUACUUUUUCGACAGUGACAAAUUGGUGGAGCAAGCUGUUGGUGGAGCUACUGUGGCUCAGAUAUUUAAGGAGUACAGUGAAGAAUUUUUCAGAGAGAAUGAGAGUAAGGUAUUAAAAGACUUGUGCAUGAUGCGCCGACUAGUGGUUGCAACUGGGGGUGGUGCUGUCAUCCGGCCAAUAAAUUGGAGAUACAUGAAACGGGGUGUCACUGUCUGGUUGGAUGUGCCUUUGGAAGCUCUAGCCAGGCGAAUUGCGGCAGUUGGGACAAAUUCACGUCCUCUUCUGCAUCAUGACUCUGGAGAUGCAUAUACAAAGGCUCUUCUACGUCUCUCAGCACUAUCUGAGGAGAGGGGUGAAGCUUAUGCUAAUUCAGAUGCAACAGUUUCUCUUCAGAGUAUUGCUUGGAAGCAAGGUCAUGGAGACGUAUCAGCUCUCACGCCAACUGCUAUUGCCAUCGAGGCACUAAUAAAAAUUGGCAACUUCGUAAAUUGGAAAGAAGGCAAUGGACAAAUUGUCUGAGUUCUUGAAGGGACUGCAAAGCCAUUAUUUCUUGCAGAGCUUCGUCCGUCUUGUUGGCUAUUUAUUCAUUCUUGUUAUAUGUAAGUAGAUAAUGGAAAACCAGCUCUAUCCAACGUCCGUUCUGCUGCGUCACCUGUACAGAGAAUGAGUUGCACAGAGGUUUGAGAGCCUGUAUCUUGAUGUAAACUGAUAGCUGAAUCUGUGGACUAGAAAAUUCGCGCAUGCGCAAAACCGCAGAUUUUGGUGGUUUACCAUGACGAUUUUACAGUCAUUUUGUCAAUAUCGUGAAGUGCUCUAUCUGUAAUAACGUGAGUUCUACUAAGAUGCUGAGGGCAGGGAUAACUGGAUGUAUACUGAAUCCUAUAUUAAUUUGCAUGCCAGUAAAGCAUGAUUUUUUUAAAGCUUU
Nymphaea colorata (pocket water lily) is the source of this 1804-nucleotide messenger RNA. RefSeq names its product shikimate kinase 3, chloroplastic-like. The transcript has 10 exons. Gene Ontology annotation, molecular function: shikimate kinase activity. The coding region runs from base 487 to 1398 and encodes 303 amino acids. Gene Ontology annotation, cellular component: chloroplast. Lineage: Eukaryota; Viridiplantae; Streptophyta; Magnoliopsida; Nymphaeales; Nymphaeaceae. The record is from RefSeq and is a predicted model, not a curated record.